Messenger RNA from Triticum aestivum (bread wheat), 1272 nucleotides. Its product is annotated as putative F-box protein PP2-B12. The record is from RefSeq and is a predicted model, not a curated record. Lineage: Eukaryota; Viridiplantae; Streptophyta; Magnoliopsida; Poales; Poaceae. The coding region runs from base 167 to 1075 and encodes 302 amino acids. The transcript is spliced from 3 exons. Gene Ontology annotation, molecular function: protein binding.
UCAGACGCCAUUGCUGCAGCAGGUGCUGCACGGGGCGCCUUCCUCCCCACGAAGCCGCGUUGUUGUGGAGCUGCUGCUGUUGCACAGGAUGCCAUCGCUAUGGAGCUGCUGCAAUGGGGAAAGGUGCAAGCCAUGAACUAACUGCAACUCUUGAACGAAGACCACCAUGGAGCAGGCGAGGACGACCAAGACGCAGAGGACGGAAGACGAGGAACACGAGGGUGGCGGGAUGCAGCGAGUCCCGGAGGAAUGCCUGGCGAUGGCCAUUGGCCUGACCUCACCGGCCGACGCUUGCCGCGCCGCCGCGGUGUCCGCGGCCUUUCGGUCAGCGGCGGACUCCGACGCCGUGUGGGAGCGGUUCCUGCCGCCCGACUGCGACGCCAUCCUGGAGCGGGCCGUCCACCUCGUAGACUCCUCCUCCAAGAAGGAGCUCUUCAUGGACCUCAGUGACGAACAUGUCCUCCUCGACGAUGGCAAAAGGAGUUUUGGGCUCCAGCGAUCGACUGGCGCCAAAUGCUACAUGCUAUCUGUGAGCGACAUGGGAAUCGCUUGGGGUCAUACAGAUCUUUACUGGAGAGAGUUGUCGGACCCAGAUGCACGGUCCAAGGUGGCAGAGCUCGUGUCAGUGUGCUGGCUGGGCUUGUCUGGCCGAAUCAGCAGUAAGGAGCUCUCACCAGGCACCCACUACGCAGGCUACCUCGUCUUCAAGCUCACACACGACGCCCACGGCCUGAGCGCCCCGCGCCAGGUUUCAUAUGUUGAGGUAGACGGCCAGGUGGUGGCGGGGAGCGUCCGCACGCCGUCUUUCCAUCCCUGCAACCGUGCCGCUGCUUCCUGCGGCGAGGCCGGAGAGCCGCACGAGCACGCGGAGGAGGACGGCGUAGGGGGCGUCAGGAGGUACCCAAGGCAACGGGACGACGGGUGGCUGGAGCUGGUGAUCGGCGAUUACCACACAGGCACAGGUGAUGAUGAUGUAGGAGCAGAUAUUAAGAUGGAACUGCAUGAGUGGGAGGAGCUCAAGUGGAAGAAGGGGCUCAUCAUCCAGGGAACCGAGUUCAGGCCUAAACAAGCUUAGUUCAUUUAUCAUAUGGUAAUCAAAUCUCCACCGUGUGGAAUGGAGUAGCUUCUUAUCUUACACUAAAGAAAUAAUUUGGGUCAGUCUAAAUGUCCAGCGAGCAAUAUAUUUGAUAGCCCUUCAGACGUUAACUGUCAUGUAUUUCUGUUUCUGCUUGUAGUUGUUUUUGAAUAAAGAAUAUAUUACAUCCGGAAGAA